Molecule: messenger RNA, 3633 nt
Organism: Podospora bellae-mahoneyi
Lineage: Eukaryota; Fungi; Ascomycota; Sordariomycetes; Sordariales; Podosporaceae
Exons: 6
Coding region: 2162-3295 (377 amino acids)
Molecular function (GO): oxidoreductase activity
Source: RefSeq, a predicted model, not a curated record
CUCCCGUCGUGGAUAGGCGCCAAUGCUGUGGCAGCAUGCAAGAUCGUCCGGCCGUGAUACUCAACUGCGAGUUUCAUGGUAAGCCAUGUCUCCCCAAACCCCCUUGUUCCUUUCCCAUACCACAAUGGCCCAUUUGACACGCUUCUAGAUGGCUAUUGUGUUUUCCAUCCAUUUCCCUUUUCCCAUGUUGCACUGUUGCAUUGUUUAAAACCUGAUCUGCUCUUGGCUGGGCUGCUGGAAGAUCUUUUCCUUCUUUUUAUUGCCGCCCUAGCAGGCAAUGGAAGAGGCCUUCCUGCCCAGCUUCACAUCUUGACAUCGCGCCACCUCACUCAUGUCGUGCCCGGAAACACACAGACCGGUCAUCGUAUCUGUCGGCAGCUCCCAUCCAGAGAACGGCACCGAUCGACGCAUUGGCGGAGCUCUCCCUCUCACCGGUCAACUCAGCCAGAGGGUUUGCCGCCAACAGUGGUGCCUUCCGUUCUCGUCUCAUGGGGCUAUCGUACCUACCCAGGAGAGUCGUCCGAGUUCUUUUCCCGCUCCUUCCCGCCAUACCUACCUACGUACCUACCUAGUGCCCUGAAGCCAGACCCCGCCGUCGCGAUCCGGUGGUGUGACAGCAACUAGUGGAGUCUCUGGUGCGCCGUCGAGAACCUGGAAGGACCGCAUCCGAUGGAUGGAUGUUCUUGCCUCUGUCUCCAUGGUAUGCUCCAUCUUCGCUCAUCGCCCUCGCGCAGGGCAUCGGCCGGCUGGGUCGGCCUUGCUUGCUGCACCAUAUCAUGUGGGAAAUCAAGGAGAUCCCGCCCCGUUGGCCACUAGUUCGUGUCAAGGUACCUAUCACUUUGCAGUCUUUGGUUUCCACGUCCGGGUCCUGCCCGACCAGCUUCGUCAGGGACCGUCGUGUAAGGCAAUAGUCUCGAUCUUCAUGGCUACACCACACCACAGGGCACCUUGAUGAGGAGCUUGUCUGAGGCAAGUGCCCAAAGCAGCGAAUCGUGGUGCAUUGGGCGGAACUGCAAUCGAAGCUGCUUUCACCUCUCCAAGGGCGUUCGUUUCAAUUACAUGCUCAGGCUUUUCUUCAUGAAUCCAUUCCUGCUUGGUCGUCCUCUCCUCUCAGCAGCGACUUCCGCUUAGGCUAGCUUGGGCUGGCCCGAGACCGGUCUAGUCGUAAUUGGGAUUUCCCGCUUUUGGUUCCAUACAGUUGUCACUGCCAACCCCACACAUUUCAUAGCUACCAGACUACUAGGAGUUAGGAAAGAACGUACUUGACUGACCGAGUCAUGUCGAUCGACCCAAACGGUCAGGACACCUGCAUUCAAAAAUUUUGAAGCCUCCAACCGCAUUUUUGCGCGGACAGGGUCAAGAGCCUGGAGCAAGUACUCGCAUAGCACCUCUCCCACACCCCUGGCUCCCAUCUUUCUACAUCCCACUCCGUCGCGAGUCAUCCACCUUGGUUGGGCCAGGGCAACGUCAAGUGGUGCUCUCUUGGACAGCUAAAGACGGCCGUUUUUCCAUUGGUGACCUGAAACUCGCAUGGCUGCUAUCAGCACUUCGGAGGAAGUUCAGCAUCUUUCUGUCUGUCCAUGCCCAAGUUCGAGUAUCGCUACUCCUUGUGCCUGCCGGGCAUACUAAGCGAGUUAAGAUAUCUCUACUUCAUGCCGUGCCUCACAGGCCCUGGCCUGAGCAGCCCUAGCAUGUACCUUCCUGCCAGCUUCCACUGGCUACCCGUGUGGCUGCUUCUCAACAUCAUCGCCUGUUCCUUUCGUUCUUGUGUAAGCACCACAACCUGUCUUCCGGCCAGGUCAAUGGCGGGACGGCUACGGUCCUCGCCGUGUCGUUAUUUCCCACCAGCUCACCGGUUUCCUGGGAUCGGACAGCGGCAGCAAAUGGAAUUGGGCAAGCACAAAGAGGUCAAGUUGAUAAAACUAUAUCAGUCCGACUUUUCUUCCCCCAAACCUGACUUCUCUCUCGUUCUUUCCCUCCUCACUCGUCUUCAUUUCAUUUCUCUGUCCUGUGUCUUCGUAUCCACAGCAUACACGUCCGGGCACCAUUGUCUCUCUCUUCGAAAACUGUUAAAGUCUAUUCUCGGUCAUCUGUUAGACCGGUACCAACCUGCUCUCACCCGUUUACGUUACAUCGAACCAGCUCUCAACAUUUUCCCACCAUGUCUGCUCUUGUAUCCGGACCCAUCUCCCGGGCGGCUGUUGCCCCAAUCACCGACGUCAAUGUCAACCUUGUUGCUGCCCCAGCACUGCCGUCCGGCUUUCCGUCUCACCUCGACAGCGAGCUGGCCUGGACUCCCGCCUCCCUGGCGGUGGCCGCUGACUUUAUUCUUCGUCUGAACGAGGAUGACAUCACGGAGGUGAAUGCGGCUGUUGCUCACUUCAAGACCCUUGACCAGGAUGGAGAUCUCGUUGAGCCUACCAACUUCCCUCUCCCUACCCUUGGGCCAAAGCUUGAGAAGCUCAGCCGCGAGGUUCACAACGGGAAGGGGUUCUCUGUCAUCCGCGGCCUCAAGCCUGCAUCCUAUCCUGUUGAGGAUCUCAGCCUGGUUUACCUUGGCCUUUCAUCGUACAUUGCCGAGCAGCGCGGUCGCCAGGACAAGCGUGGCAACAUGCUGGUCCACAUCGUCGCUGACAACAGCACCAAGUUGGCCGCCGAGCACCACAGACACUCAAACAAGUCGAUUACUUUCCACCACGAGGAGGCUGGAGAUGUCAUCAGCUGGUUGACUCGCAGCACUGCUGCUACCGGCGGAAAGUGUAUUAUUUCCUCGGCCUACACCGUUUACAACGUUCUUGCGGCCACUCGCCCGGAUAUCAUCCGUACCUUGGCUCGCUCUGAUUGGCCAUUUGCGCUUCCUCGCUUCCAGUGCCGUCCUGUCAUUUUCUACCAGGAUAACAGGUUGAUUAUGAACUUUGGCCGUGCUGCUCUCCUCGGCAAUGAGGCUCAUCCCCGGUCCAAGAACCUCCCAUCCCUGACCAGCAGUCAAAUGGAGGCUUUGGAUGCGAUUGAGUCCAUUGCUCGGGCUGCGGAGAUGGAGAUUCAAACUCAGGCCGGCGACAUUCAUUUCAUCAACAACCUGGCCAUCCUCCACCGUCGUGAGGGCUUUGCUGACGGUCCCACGGAGAAGCGCCACCUCGUCCGCAUGCGUCUUCGCAGCUCCCGAGAGGGCUGGACCAUUCCCACCGCUUUGGAGCAUGAGUGGGAGCGUGCCUUCAAGGAGCAGGGCACCAAGAACUGGCACCUGGACCCCAUGCCCGAUUUCUACUUUCCUCUUCGUUCUCAACCUAACUAGAUUGCGGAUAGCAUCGCACUUUUCUUGGGCAUCUUGUGUGUGUGUGUGUGUGUGUGUACAUCUUUCAUUGCUAAUUCUAUCUCGGGACGACAGUGUGCAUGGAAAGGAUCUAAAACUGGCGAGAUGGCGUCUGUGUUGUUACUGUGCUAUGGGUGGGGAAAACGGAAACGGAAAAGGAAAAAGGGGAUAUGGUUCAAAUGAAGCGGGGCAGUUGGAAAAAAAGGAGAGGAAGGCGCAAAUCGUGUGUUUUCUUUUGGUGUUUUAGUAUUAUUCACAGGCUGGUUUUGCUGGACAAGCGCCUACUGGCGGCCCUCAAUCAAAUCCAUUACCAGCAAGAC